Messenger RNA from Mercurialis annua (annual mercury), 2898 nucleotides. Its product is annotated as acetyl-coenzyme A synthetase, chloroplastic/glyoxysomal. Gene Ontology annotation, molecular function: AMP binding; acetyl-CoA synthetase activity. The transcript has 19 exons. NCBI's taxonomy places the organism in Eukaryota, Viridiplantae, Streptophyta, Magnoliopsida, Malpighiales, Euphorbiaceae. The record is from RefSeq and is a predicted model, not a curated record. The coding region runs from base 306 to 2549 and encodes 747 amino acids.
GUUUUUACUUUAAUUUACCAUAAAAAUGGGGACUUUUUAAGGAAAAAGCAGCUAGAAAUUUGGAAAGUAGUUUUUGGCCAAGCAAUACUGAAAAAGACAGCCAUCAAUAGAGGAAUCAGACAAAAGUUUGACAACAAACUUAGUUAUUGUCACCAAAACCCCAAACUCACUCCAUCGUUUCUUCUUUCAAAAUUUCUUGAAUUCUAAUCAACAAGGGCGUUGGUCAACAAUAAGAAGAUAAAGUUUAGAAUUAGCAAUUUCUUAUAUUCAACUCCAAAUCUUUUUCGGAAUCUUUUGGAGUGAUUAUGAAGCCGGCAGCUACCUUACCAUCAUCUCCAUCACCAGUCAAACUCAAACCUCCUCCUCUCACCGCUACUCGCUGCUUCUCCUCCGUCUCCUCCUGCACCUCUUUAUCUCUUCCGCGUCGGCGUCAUUAUCAGAUCGGAAUGGCCAGCUCCAAGACGACGGAGAAUCACCUGAGGCACGUCGAUUCAAUGGCGAGGUUACCGUCUGGUGCCGGUACAAUACCUCGUCUUAACGCCGUCAUUUUAGGAGAAGCUUUAGCUUCUGAAGAAGACGAUCUUGUUUUCCCUAGUGUUGACUUUUCGCGCCAAGCUCUCGUUCCUUCUUCUCAAAAGUAUUUGGAGAUGUACAAAAAGUCAGUUGAAGAUCCGGCAGGGUUUUGGUCGGAAAUUGCAAGUCAGUUCUACUGGCAACAGAGUUGGGGCCAAGGUCAACCUGUUUUCACGGAAAAUUUUGAUGUUCGCCAAGGGGAAAUCAAGAUUGAGUGGUUUAAGGGAGGCAUCACAAACAUUUGUUACAAUUGUUUGGAUAGAAAUGUUGAAUCUGGAAACGGCGACAAGAUUGCUAUUUAUUGGGAACCUAACGAACCCGGUUCUCAAGACUCUUUAACCUAUUCUCAGCUUCUUCAAAGAGUUUGCCAGCUAGCCAAUUACUUGAAAGAUAAAGGUGUUAAGAAGGGUGAUGCUGUUGUGAUAUAUUUACCUAUGCUUAUGGAGCUCCCCAUUGCAAUGCUUGCUUGUGCUCGCAUUGGUGCUGUUCACUCGGUUGUGUUUGCAGGAUUUUCUGCUGAAUCUAUUGCUCAAAGAAUUGUUGAUUGUAAACCAAAAGCGGUGAUUACUUGUAAUGCUGUUAAAAGAGGGUCUAAAGUGAUUCCCCUCAAAGAUAUAGUUGAUGCUGGCCUUGUCGAAUCGGCUAAAAAUGGUGUUUCAGUAGAUUUAUGUUUAACCUAUGAAAAUCAAUCUGCUAUGAAGAGGGAAAGCACUAAAUGGAAAGAGGGAAGAGAUGUAUGGUGGCAGGACGUCGUCCCUAAAUAUCCAACUACUUGUGAAGUGGAGUGGGUUGAUGCAGAAGAUCCACUUUUUCUCCUGUAUACUAGUGGAAGCACAGGAAAGCCUAAGGGUGUUCUGCAUACGACUGGAGGAUACAUGGUUUACACAGCUACUACAUUCAAAUAUGCAUUUGAUUACAAGCCAUCUGAUGUUUACUGGUGUACAGCUGACUGUGGUUGGAUCACGGGACACAGCUAUGUAACUUAUGGACCCAUGCUCAAUGGAGCAACUGUCAUCAUUUUUGAAGGGGCUCCUAAUUAUCCUGAUUCCGGACGCUGCUGGGAUAUUGUUGAUAAAUUCAAGGUGACAAUAUUUUAUACUGCUCCCACAUUGGUUCGGGCUCUCAUGCGUGACGGUGAUGAGUAUGUAACUCGCUAUUCACGUAAAUCCUUACGGGUCCUUGGAAGUGUGGGCGAGCCUAUCAAUCCAAGUGCUUGGAGGUGGUUUUUCAAUGUAGUCGGAGAUUCAAGAAGCCCUAUAUCUGAUACUUGGUGGCAAACUGAAACUGGCGGUUUUAUGAUUACUCCACUACCAGGUGCUUGGCCACAGAAGCCUGGCUCUGCAACUUUCCCUUUCUUUGGUGUUCAGCCCAUCAUUGUGGAUGAAAAAGGAGCCGAGAUUGAAGGAGAGUGCAGUGGAUAUCUCUGUGUGAAAAGCUCAUGGCCUGGGGCAUUCCGAACUCUUUAUGGUGAUCAUGAAAGAUAUGAAACCACGUACUUCAAGCCAUUCCCUGGAUACUAUUUCAGUGGUGAUGGCUGUAGCAGGGACAAGGAUGGGUACUACUGGCUUACUGGAAGAGUUGACGAUGUCAUCAACGUUAGUGGUCAUCGUAUUGGCACAGCAGAAGUGGAAUCUGCUCUUGUUUCCCAUCCCCAGUGUGCAGAAGCUGCUGUGGUUGGUGUUGAGCAUGAGGUUAAAGGACAGGGCAUUUAUGCAUUUGUCACACUUGUAGAAGGGGUUCCUUACAGUGAAGAACUCCGGAAAAGUCUUAUCCUCACAGUGCGAAAUCAGAUAGGAGGAUUCGCAGCACCUGAUAGAAUCCACUGGGCUCCUGGCCUUCCAAAGACUAGAAGUGGAAAAAUAAUGAGGAGGAUUCUUAGAAAAAUUGCGUCGAGGCAGUUGGAUGAGCUGGGCGACACAAGCACGCUGGCAGAUCCAAAUGUGGUUGAGCAGCUUAUAGCACUUGCUGAUAUAUGAAUCUCCUAACUUAAUUUCUGGGAUGUUCCUCACUUCUAUGUGCGGCUUUCACCGUAACUGGUCAGCUAUAGAGUUUUUAGAUACUUGAAUAAGUAUAUUGAAUUUGGGCCAGGUGAACUAUUUGUUCUCACCAGGAACUCUUCUUACCUUUGAUUUUUUGAAACUUGCAACAGAUUUGGGCUAGAUACGAUAUGCUUUAAUUGUAUUUGUAUUCUAGUCUCAUAAAAGGGUUGUCUGGUGUUUAAUAUUGCACCAGGGUUGUAUUAUAUUCAUUUUAAGUGACAUUUUUGUGGGUAUUAAAAAUAAGAAUAUUGGAGAUGAGGAACUGUAAUAAUUCUUCUUUCAUGUA